GCUUCCGGCCGGGCCCGGUCACGUGACUGGGGUUGGGAUCGGGGGCGCUGGGGCGGCCUGACGGAGGCCCGUCAGUGGCGGCGGCGGCGCUGCUGCUCCCGCGGCGGGCGAGAGGGACGGCGGCGGCGGCGGCGGGCCGGCCCAUCUGGAUGAGGGUCCCUCCUCCUGCAGGCCACCUACGAUUCCCCUUUCCCCGGCGUCCCUUGUUUUAAAAAAAAAAAAAGAAAAGAAAUGGAUGACAAGGCUUCCGUGGGCAAAAUCAGUGUGUCUUCCGAUUCGGUCUCGACGCUCAACAGCGAAGAUUUCGUCUUGAUUUCCCGGCAAGGCGAUGACACCCCUUCCACCAAUAACGGCAGCGAUGACGAAAAGACAGGGUUGAAGAUCGUAGGAAAUGGGAGUGAGCAGCAGCUGCAGAAGGAACUGGAAGACGUCCUAAUGGAUCCCCCCAUGGAGGACCCCUCAAAUGACCGGGAGGGGGAGGAAGAGAGCCCCUCCCAGGACGGAGAAGGGGAUGAGCUGGUUCUCCUCGAGGCCUCCGCCUCCUCCACCAUCAACCCUGUGUCUGUGACGGGACCCUCCAAGCCAGAAAUGAGGCUCCCGGUGAAGCCAUCCCAGGGAGAUUCGGAGGAGUCCAGUCCCUUCACCCCGGUGGCCGACGAGGACAGCGUGGUCUUCAGCAAACUCACCUACUUGGGCUGCGCCUCCGUCAACGCCCCCCGGAGCGAGGUGGAGGCCCUGCGGAUGAUGGCCAUUCUGCGCAGCCAAGGCCAGACCUCCGUGGACGUGACGCUCUCUGUGCCAAACGUGUCCGAGGGCACCGUGAGGUUGCUGGAGCCUCCAACAAACACCGAAAUAGCCAACUAUCCCAUUUACAAGAUCCUGUUCUGCGUGCGAGGUCACGACGGGACUCCGGAAAGCGACUGCUUUGCUUUCACGGAAAGCCAUUACAACUCUGAGCUCUUCAGAAUUCACGUCUUCCGAUGCGAGAUCCAGGAAGCUGUGAGCCGGAUCCUGUACAGUUUUGCCACCGCUUUCCGCCGUUCUGCCAAGCAAGUCCCGCUCGCGGCCCCUUUGACUCCGGAGAUGCCGGACAGCGACAUCUUCACCUUCUCUGUCUCCCUGGAAAUCAAGGAGGACGAUGGGAAAGGCUGCUUCAGUGCCGUCCCGAAAGACAAAGACAGACAAUGCUUCAAGUUACGGCAAGGGAUCGACAAGAAGAUCGUCAUCUAUGUGCAACAGACCACUAACAAAGAAUUGGCCAUCGAGAGAUGUUUCGGCCUCCUCCUCAGUCCCGGAAAAGACGUACAAAGCGGAGACAUGCAUUUGCUGGAUUUGGAGUCGAUGGGAAAAAGCUCAGACGGGAAAUCGUACAUCAUCACCGGGAGUUGGAACACCAAGUCUCCGCACUUCCAGAUAGUGAACGAGGAAACGCCCAAAGACAAGGUGCUCUUCCUGACCACAGCUGUGGAUUUGGUGAUUACGGAGGUGCAGGAGCCCGUCCGCUUCCUCCUGGAGACCAAAGUCCGCGUCUGUCCCCCGAAUGAGAGGCUCUACUGGCCCUUCAGCAAGAGAAGCUCGACGGAAAACUUCUUCCUAAAAUUGAAGCAGAUCAAGCAGAAGGACCGAAAGACCAGCACUGACACUCUCUACGAAGUGGUGUGCCUGGAGAGCGAAUCCCAAAGGGAAAGGAAGAAAACCACGGCCAGCCCCGCCAUCCGUCUCCCCCAAUCCGGCUCCCAAGGCUCUAUGAUCCCCUCCCCUCCCGAGGAUGAUGAAGAGGAAGAUAACGACGAGCCUCUGCUCAGUGGCUCAGGGGACGUCUCUAAAGAGUGCGCAGAAAAGAUCCUGGAGACCUGGGGAGACCUGCUUUCCAAGUGGCACUUGAACCUGAGCGUGCGGCCCAAACCCUUGUCUGCGUUGGUGAGGAGCGGCGUCCCCGAAGCUCUCCGGGGAGAGGUGUGGCAGCUUCUGGCAGGAUGCCACAACAACGAUUUCCUGGUGGAGAAAUACCGGAUUCUCAUCACAAAGGAGUCUCCGCAGGACAGCGCCAUCACUCGGGACAUCAACCGGACCUUCCCGGCCCACGACUACUUCAAGGACACCGGCGGGGACGGGCAGGACUCGCUGUACAAAAUAUGCAAGGCUUACUCGGUCUACGACGAAGAGAUUGGCUACUGCCAAGGACAAUCUUUCCUGGCUGCAGUGCUGCUCCUACACAUGCCUGAAGAACAGGCCUUUAGUGUUCUGGUCAAAAUCAUGUUCGACUACGGACUCAGGGAGCUUUUCAAACAGAAUUUUGAGGACCUGCACUGCAAGUUUUAUCAGCUGGAACGUCUCAUGCAGGAAUACAUCCCCGAUCUCUACAGCCACUUCCUCGAUAUCAACUUGGAAGCCCACAUGUAUGCUUCCCAGUGGUUCCUAACCCUUUUUACCGCAAAAUUCCCCCUCUACAUGGUCUUCCAUAUCAUCGACCUGCUGCUGUGCGAGGGCAUCAGUGUUAUUUUCAACGUCGCACUUGGACUGUUAAAAACCACCAGGGAUGACUUGCUGCUGACAGACUUUGAGGGGGCUUUAAAAUUCUUCCGAGUGCAGCUCCCCAAGAGGUACCGCUCGGAGGAAAACGCCAAGAAACUGAUGGAGCUGGCAUGUAGCAUGAAGAUUAGCCAAAAGAAGUUGAAGAAAUAUGAGCGAGAAUACCAUACGAUGCGGGAGCAGCAGGCUCAGCAGGAAGAUCCCAUCGAAAGGUUCGAGAGAGAAAACCGACGCUUGCAGGAAGCCAACAUGAGGCUGGAGCAGGAAAAUGACGACCUGGCCCAUGAAUUGGUGACUAGCAAGAUCGCCCUGCGGAAGGACUUGGACAACGCAGAAGAAAAAGCCGAUGCACUGAACAAGGAGCUCCUGAUGACCAAGCAGAAGCUGAUAGACGCCGAGGAUGAGAAGAGAAGGCUGGAGGAGGAAUCGGCUCAGCUGAAGGAGAUGUGCCGGAGGGAACUGGACAAGGCCGAGUCGGAGAUUAAGAAGAACAGCUCCAUCAUUGGGGACUACAAGCAGAUCUGUUCCCAACUGAGCGAGAGGCUGGAGAAGCAGCAGAUAGCCAAUAAAGCUGAAAUUGAGAAAAUCCAGCAAAAAGUCGACGACUGCGAACACUGCCGGGAGUUUUUCAACAAAGAAGGGCGGUUGAAGAUGGUCAGCGUGGCCAGGGAGGGGUCCGACGAAGACACCGACGAGGAGAAGGAAGUGCUGAAGAACCAGUUACGAGAAAUGGAGUUGGAACUGGCCCAGACCAAAUUGCAACUGGUGGAGGCCGAAUGCAAAAUCCAGGACCUGGAGCACGAUCUGGGACAGGCGCUGAACGAGGUGCAGGCCUCGCGCAAAACCUGGUUCAACCGAACGCUGAGCUCUAUAAAGACAGUGACCGGCGUCCAAGGGAAAGAGACGUGCUGAAGAAGGUGGACAGCAACCUCGGGGUAGGGGGCUGCUCCCGGGGCCUCCCCUGAGAGACCUUCUGCCUUCCAGAACUUGUCUUGGCUGGCUGCCUUCAGGAGAAAGGACCAGAUGUAUAUAGGACUCCCGAAACACAUCGCGGCGCGGCAGAACUUUUCCCCACACAGGCCGGAGACCCAAGCCGGACGCGCUGCUUGUAACGAGACGAGGGAUCUUCAAACUACUGAUUAUUUAACCGGGGGGGGGGGAUGUAUCUGUAGACCGAUGCUUUUUUCCCCUCUUUUUCCCAGAGAAGGAACAACGAUCCGCUCCAUUCCGCAGGCGCUUAGGUACGAAGAAUCGACCGCCUUCUUCUAACAUAACCCAGUUUACAAACAAGUGCUUUUUUUUUUUUUUGGUUUGAUUGUUUUUUGUUUUUACAGUGACAACUUUUUAAAAAGAUUCCACUCGAGAGGAACAAAAGGAAAACCAAAACCGCCGCCACUCAAAACCGCCGCGGCUCUUUUUAACAAAAAAAAAAAAAGUUCCAACUCGUCUUGCCAGAGAGCGAACGAAAGGUUUCCCCACUCCAUCCAAAUAGGGGCUUGCAUGGUUUAACUUUUGGAAAUGGGACUCACAUGCCCCACUGCCCAAUGUUUGUGUGUGUGUCCCCCGUUCCCCCCCCCCCGGUCUCUUUUUCUCUGUCUGUCUGUCCAGCGCUUCGUUCUCCGUCAUGAAAUAACUUCUAUGCAACUCAGCGGGUGUGGGGGCUUCUUAAGCCAACUCAUUCCCCCACCCCCUGGGGGUGGAGAACUCCUCCCGAACAAAAGCUGAGAUUUCAACGACACCGUUUCAUCAGGGUCCGUUUUAUAGACACACAUGCGCAGGCGACUCGUGUUUGUGAACUUGCAAUCCACCCACCCUCCUCGGGACUUGCUCUGGGGCUCCACUUCGCUCUCGUGGAAGUCGAGGAAAGGGUGGAAGUCGCCUCCCCUUUGCCGGUUCGGAGUUAGCUCCCCCCCCUUCCCCCGCCGGUGCGUCCACUCUGAAACGGUCGCUUGGUUCUCGACAGGAGAAUCGUUGGCUUCCAUUUUGCUUUUAUCUCCGUUUUUUGGUGAGUUUUCCUCCUGUAGAAAGCAGGUGGGAGAUACAGAAAUGGCUCCGGGAAUGAGAGGGAGCUUCAUUUUUUGACCACUGUUGCUGCUGCUGCUAAACUCACCUUUGGCCCUGACUCGUUGAGGGCCACACACACCCCCACACACACACCCCGUUCCCCUUCCCCAUGAACACUCCUUAGUUUUUGUAACUACACUAGUAGGUGAUAACGCUACUUAAGAUUUCCGAUGGCUUAGAGCAGGGCUCUCCAUCCCUCGGCAACUAUUUAAAGACUUGUGGACUUCCAACUCCCAGAAUUCUUGGCUGAGGAAUUCUGGGAGUUGGAAGUCCACAAGUCUUUAAAAAGUUGCCAAGGUUGGAGUAGCCAAACUUCCUCGCACCAGAAAAGCUGAAGAACGAAACGGUGUUUUGUUUUUUUUCCUUUUUUGGGCAGGAGGUGGGCACCUUUUUAUUUAUGCUGAUUUAUUCGAUGCUGAAAUAGCAGCUUCUUCUUCUUUCUUUCUUUUUUUUUUUGUGUGUUUAAAUCAGCAGAUGAACUUAACCGUGUGCAGUGUGUGUGAGCGUAGGCCGGUAACCCCUCAGAGGCACUGUCUGUAUAUAAAGAUAAUUUUUAUUUCCGAGUUCUUUCUUUUUUUUUUUCCUCUUUCCUCAACCAGACUUAACGCUAGCUGACGCAAACUGAGAUGUAAGAGGUGAAGCCAAUCCCUGAUUUCAUUCACGAUUUCUCUCUCCUUUAAACUGUAUACAUGAAUAUCUUUCUUGUUUAAUAAUAACGAGGAAAAAAACAACACAAAAAACCUUACAAUAUUACUGUAACUCCAUUGAUAAUAAAACAAAAAUAAAAAAAGUGUGGACUUUGUGGUAGAAUAGUUGCCAUGUGUAGCAUUUUGGAUUGACCUAUAAACUUAGUAAAAUGGUA
Messenger RNA from Ahaetulla prasina, 5458 nucleotides. RefSeq names its product RAB GTPase activating protein 1 (gene RABGAP1). The record is from RefSeq and is a predicted model, not a curated record. Bases 232 to 3444 code for a protein of 1070 amino acids. The transcript has 26 exons. NCBI's taxonomy places the organism in Eukaryota, Metazoa, Chordata, Lepidosauria, Squamata, Colubridae.